This is a messenger RNA of Anguilla anguilla (European eel), 4068 nucleotides long. Its product is annotated as serine/threonine-protein phosphatase 2A 55 kDa regulatory subunit B beta isoform. Gene Ontology annotation, cellular component: protein phosphatase type 2A complex; cytosol. Gene Ontology annotation, biological process: peptidyl-serine dephosphorylation. NCBI's taxonomy places the organism in Eukaryota, Metazoa, Chordata, Actinopteri, Anguilliformes, Anguillidae. Gene Ontology annotation, molecular function: protein phosphatase regulator activity; protein binding. The record is from RefSeq and is a predicted model, not a curated record. The transcript is spliced from 9 exons. The coding region runs from base 609 to 1940 and encodes 443 amino acids.
UGGGAGGAGCCUGCCUAAUGCAGUAUACGACUGUGGCAGCAACAGAACUCAUGCAACACUCAGCUGAGCGAUAACGCCACGCCGGGGAAAAACGGAGAUGACAGCCGACUGCCUGCCGGUCGAAUAAUCCGUGCUGCUGCAGUCAGAAAAGAAAACUCCGCCCAGACCCAAAUCUUAAACCAAGGAGAUGUAUUCUACUUCAUCGCGAUACAACAAGACACGCGACAGUUUUAUUUAAUUCCGUCGCGCAUAUGAGCUGUUUGUAUGCGUUUCCAGUGUUUGCUCGAAGUCUUAACGUGCGCUUAAGUGACAGUUGUAAUGAAAAAUUAAGUCAUUGCUGCCCAAACGAGGCGCGGCGCUAAAUUGGUGCUCAAACCACUUGAGCUGUCACGAGCGGUGUGGAGCGGCAGCGACUGCGUAGCUCUCCCCGGCCCUGACUGCCAGGACCUGCACUAUUUCUGCCGUUUUUAUCGCACUGCCGUCUCCCUGGAUACGCCUGAAUCAUGACUAACAGCCCGCUGCUCGCGCGGACCCUCUGCUGAAGCGACGGUUCAGGACCAUGGAUACUCGUUUGUUUGCUUUAGGCUUCCGAAGUUACGCCGUCAUAAAUGGAGGAAGAGAUUGACACACGUAAAAUCAACAGCAGUUUCCUUCGCGAUCACAACUAUGCAACUGAAGCUGACAUCAUCUCCACCGUCGAGUUCAACUCCACCGGAGAGCUCUUGGCCACCGGGGACAAAGGAGGACGCGUGGUGGUGUUCCAGAGAGAGCAGGAGAGUAAAAACCAGCCUCAUCGGAGAGGAGAAUACAAUGUUUACAGCACCUUUCAAAGCCAUGAACCCGAGUUCGACUACCUGAAGAGCCUGGAGAUCGAGGAGAAGAUCAACAAGAUCCGCUGGCUGCCGCAGCAGAACGCCGUCUACUUCCUGCUCUCCACCAAUGAUAAAACCGUGAAGCUGUGGAAGAUCAGCGAGAGGGAUAAGAGACCGGAAGGCUACAACUUGAAGGAUGAAGAUGGGCGGAUCCGCGACCCCGCCACCAUCACCUCUCUGCGGGUUCCGGUUGUGCGGCCGAUGGACCUCAUGGUGGAGGCCACGCCCCGCCGGGUCUUCUCCAACGCCCACACCUACCACAUCAACUCCAUCUCGGUCAACAGCGACUACGAGACGUACAUGUCCACCGACGACCUGAGGAUCAACCUGUGGAACCUGGAGAUCACCAACCGCAGCUUCAACAUCGUGGACAUCAAACCCGCCAACAUGGAGGAGCUGACGGAGGUGAUCACGGCGGCGGAGUUCCACCCAAACCACUGCAACACCUUCGUCUACAGCAGCAGCAAGGGCUCCAUCCGGCUGUGCGACAUGCGGGCCUCCGCGCUCUGCGACAACCACUCCAAGUUCUUCGAGGAGCCGGAGGACCCGAGCAACCGCUCCUUUUUCUCCGAGAUCAUCUCCUCCAUCUCGGACGUGAAGUUCAGCCACAGCGGCCGCUACCUGAUGACGCGGGACUACCUCACGGUCAAGGUGUGGGACCUCAACAUGGAGAGCAAGCCCCUGGAGACCUACCAGGUGCACGACUACCUGAGGAGCAAGCUGUGCUCGCUGUACGAGAACGACUGCAUCUUCGACAAGUUCGAGUGCGUGUGGAACGGGGCGGACAGCGUCAUCAUGACCGGCUCCUACAACAACUUCUUCCGGAUGUUCGACCGCAACACCAAGCGGGACGUGACGCUGGAGGCCUCGCGGGAGAACAGCAAGCCGCGCGCGGUGCUGAAGCCGCGCAAGGUGUGCGUGGGCGGGAGGCGGCGCAAGGACGAGAUCAGCGUGGACAGCCUGGACUUCAGCAAGAAGAUCCUGCACACCGCCUGGCACCCCUUCGAGAACAUCAUCGCCGUCGCCGCCACCAACAACCUCUACAUUUUCCAGGACAAGGUCAACUAAAGUGCCACGCCCGCGCACACCUGAGACCGUCGCGGUCGCCGUGUCUAACAGACGUUUCGGCUUUCCUCCACCGUGAAACGCCCCCCCCCCCUUUGACGUCACUUGCUGUAGAUCUGCUGUAUUAAGCACAGCAAAGUCGGGAGAGAAACUUCUCUGUGGUUGGGAAGUUCCUGGAGGAGAGACGGGAAUUCUGGGAAGUGAGAAGUGAGCGUUACGGAACUGACGGAACGGGGACUUUGCUGGCGUGACCUUGGGGUGCUGCGUGACCACGCUGCCGGGCUGAAGGUGUUCUGCACAAACCCCCCCCCCCCUCCCCCCUCUCUCCCUGAAGAGGGUGCUUAUUUAUUUUAUUUAUUCACAUCAAACACAAAGGUGCCCUCCUUCCGGGGUUAUGCACUAACUGACUGAGGGAGGGGGUCGUAUUUCUGGAAAUGUAGCAGCACUCAGUUCCAAAUCAUCUUAAAGCACUCAAAAAAUGAAUGAAAUAAAAAAACAGAAAUUAAGUAAUAAUUACAUGCGAUGCUCAGAGAGAGAAAACAACAACCAUGAAACAAACUAAAAACUCGCAACUGCUGUUUAAACCUAAGAAUUGCACCCUGAUCCCAUCCACUCCAUCCUUCUUAGUGCCACCUUACUGGCUUCCAUAUGGAGCUGUCCGGCGACCUCACUUCCUGUCACAUGGAAACCCUGGCCAAUGACAGAGUUCCUCCUUAGAAGUGACCCUGGUGUACAUGGCUGAAUUCCUACAAUAAUGAGAAAUGGGAUGCAAAGACUUCCUGUGAUUCUCCUUGUUUUUUGUUUUUAAGCGAAUCCGAGGUGUGACAGUAAAAGGGACGCUGGAGAAGACUUCUGACUUCCUCUGGCCAGAGGUCCUUUUUUUAAGAUUCAACUUUCUUUUGGUCGUUUUAUUUUCCUCUUUCAAUAUUUAAACGAAGAAGCUGUGGUGCCUUGUUUUUGGUAUUUGGAAAAUGUGAAGGUUUCCGAAAGCUUCGAUAACUUUGCCCUGCCGUGGAUCUCACCGGACUUCAGGCUACAGACAGUAACACUGUGUGUGGAGCUGUCUGACUGAGGGGGGGGAAGAUGGGGGAGGGGGGGUGCCUGGGGUGGGGCAGGGCUGGAGUUGAAUUUGGGGUAGUGUGGGAAUGGUGACUGUUCCUCUGUAAUGUUUCUGAAGAGAUUGAUGAUUGUGGAAUUUUUUCAAAGCAAUGUGAAUGAUUUCUUUUUUUUUUUUUGCUCAUGUCAGGGAAACAGAAAGUAUCUAAUUAAAACAGCCAUUGGAUAUCUGUGAUCAGCAUUAAUCCUCUCGAGAUUUCACUUCACUGUAAUAUUUCCCUGAUUUAAAGCUUUUUUUUUCAAAUACAGGAUUGCAAUAGUGUAACACUUGUACAAACACCUGAAUCUAAAAGAACACAGUUAACCGCCAUAAUUGUUCCCCCAUUAACUGGUCUUACCUGCUGUUCUUCAGGAGUUUCACUUUGUUUCUGUUCAUCAUGAUCCUCGUUCUUUAUGCCAUGCCAGCGGGGGGGGGUGGGGGGUGGGGGGCAUCCACGGUUCCGUCCCAUUCCAGGAAGGCUCACCUCUUUUCCCGAAAUGAGACGGGAGCUGGUCAGCGGAAAAUUGGAAACCACUCUGACUUCCUGCUGCCACGCCUCUCUGCUUCCUGUCGCAACGCUGGCAGUCCUGUGUGACGAAUCAUCGAACCCGACCCUCACAGAAUUCCAUCGCGUCCGUUUUCAUUUCCUGUUCCAAAGACACCCGGAAGGAGACGAAGUUUAGAGUCCGAAUUUCGGCUCUUUUGAUGACUGGGGACUGGGCUCGUGUUACGAACCGAUGAAGCCGGCUGGAAAAACAGCUGAUUCCCGAAAGCUUCAUCAAGAAGGGCAUCGGAAAAGUCAAGGGCGGUAUCAUGAUGUAGCCUAACCAGUUACAAAGGUUCUAUGAUAUCAGGGAAUUUUAAGUACAAUUCCUUUAAAAUGUAAUGUCUUCUAAAUAAACAACUUACGUUGUAAACUUCUUAAUGAAACAAAGUUUUAUAGCUCAGAAUGUAUUUAAAUGAAUUUAAUUGUCAUGCAGUCUAAGCUUAAUAGGAUCAAUUGAAGUAAAAAAAAAAAAGUUGCUUAAUUCGAAA